This is a messenger RNA of Chionomys nivalis (European snow vole), 1349 nucleotides long. Its product is annotated as aldo-keto reductase family 1 member C13. The coding region runs from base 165 to 1136 and encodes 323 amino acids. The transcript is spliced from 10 exons. The record is from RefSeq and is a predicted model, not a curated record. Gene Ontology annotation, molecular function: ketosteroid monooxygenase activity; aldose reductase (NADPH) activity; steroid dehydrogenase activity. Lineage: Eukaryota; Metazoa; Chordata; Mammalia; Rodentia; Cricetidae. Gene Ontology annotation, biological process: steroid metabolic process. Gene Ontology annotation, cellular component: cytosol.
UUUCUUUACUUAAAGGGAACAGAGAGGCAUUCUCCUCCUUCCAACACCCUUGCCCAGGACUCGGCUUCUGCUUGGCAACUGUAUUGUCUCACAUCCUUCCUAUCUCCUAAGGGGCAGCAGCAUCAGAAGAUUCAGUACGUGCUUAGGCAGAAGAGUGACAAGCCAUGAGUUCCAAACAGCAGUUUGUCAAACUAAACGAUGGCCACUUCAUUCCUGCCCUGGGUUUUGGCACCUAUAAACCCCAAGAGGUUCACAAGAGCAAGUCACUGGAGGCUGCCAACCUAGCUAUAGGUGUUGGGUUCCGCCAUAUUGAUACUGCUUAUGCAUAUCAAGUAGAAGAGGAGAUAGGACAGGCCAUUCAAAGCAAUAUUAAAGCUGGCGUUAUAAAGAGAGAAGACAUGUUCAUCACUACAAAGCUCUGGUGCACUUGCUUUCGUCCAGAGCUGGUCCAGCCUGCUUUGGAAAAAUCACUGAAGAAGCUUCAGCUGGACUAUGUUGACCUUUACAUUAUGCACUACCCAGUGCCAAUGAAGCCAGGGGAUAUUGAUUAUCCAGUAGAUGAAAAAGGGAAAUUGCUAUUGGACACAGUGGAUUUCUGUGCCACGUGGGAGGCAUUGGAGAAGUGUAAGGAUGCAGGAUUGGUCAAGUCUAUUGGGGUGUCCAACUUUAACCACAAGCAGUUAGAAAGAAUCCUGAAUAAGCCAGGGCUUAAGUACAAGCCUGUCUGCAAUCAGGUUGAAUGUCAUCUUUACUUAAACCAGAGUAAGCUGCUGGAUUACUGUAAAUCAAAAGACAUUGUUCUGGUUGCUUAUGGUGCUCUGGGAACCCAACGAUACAAAGAAUGGGUGGAUCAGAACUCUCCAGUUCUCUUGCAUGAUCCAGUUCUUUGUGAUGUGGCCAAAAAGAACAAUCGAAGUCCUGCCCUGAUUGCUCUUCGAUAUCUGCUUCAGCGUGGGGUUGUGCCCCUGGCCCAGAGUUUCAAAGAAAAUGAGAUGAAAGAGAAUUUGCAGGUUUUCGAAUUCCAGUUGUCUCCUGAGGAUAUGAAAACCCUAGAUGGCCUAAACAAAAAUUUUCGAUAUCUUGCAGCUGAGUUUUUUUCAGACCACCCUGAAUAUCCAUAUUCUGAGGAAUAUUAACGUGGGUACCUAGUCAUGACUGCCUGAAGUCACUGUUUGCAGUGAUGUUGGUGAUGUGACUCAGAUGCUGUUUGGUGGACGCCUCUUUUCCAGUCAACCUAGACUGCUUAGCAAAUCUCACAUUCAUCUGAAGCUCCAGCUAAUGGUCUUGAAGGAAAGCGAUUUAAUUUUCAUGAUGCCUCAAAAUAAAUAUAACAUUUUCUUUUCAAAAGA